This is a messenger RNA of Culex quinquefasciatus (southern house mosquito), 831 nucleotides long. RefSeq lists its product as uncharacterized. The coding region runs from base 1 to 390 and encodes 129 amino acids. Lineage: Eukaryota; Metazoa; Arthropoda; Insecta; Diptera; Culicidae. The transcript has 7 exons. The record is from RefSeq and is a predicted model, not a curated record.
AUGAAAAGUCUGCGCGGCUCCGCGGGCAAGCAAAACCCGCACCAGCAAGAGCCUCAGGCCCAACGCAACCCGGGCGCGACACGAAGAGGACAGAGGUGCAGAAAAGGCGGCACGGCGGCUUCGAAAAGGGUAAGGCGACGAACCAAAAGUCCCGCGUGGGAAACGGAACCGCACCGCACACGAGACGGUGACGCAUCUGCCUGGACGAAGACUGACUCAAAGCGGACAAUACCAUCCCGCGCUCGAAGCGCGGUCAAGCGAUCUCGAGAACGCCGAUCUGGAACGGCGUGGGGACAACUAGCAACAGGAACAAGAACGCACAGCGGAACCGGCCUAAGCACCUCCACCUCCACCACCCGCAACCGAAGCGGACGGCCACGGUCAGAUUGACCGCCACGAAGACCCUCCAGGAGAGGGUCUUUUGGUGGAGACUCGAGCUCGUCUGGACAUCGAGGCGGACCGGUGCUGAAGAAGUUACGGGCGGAGCGGGCCGAAUCGAACGGCCGCCGUGCGGGACAAGAGCACACGUUUGUGCGAAUCGCGUGAGAGCGCGGGGACGCGGAUCGUUCGGCGCUUCCGCGUCGUGGGCCGUCAGGAAGGAUCGAGUCGUGGCUGACUUCGGGGUGACUGCUGUGGGCGAGCGCGGCAGCAUGCAGCAACAGUGAGAAGGAGAGGCGCCAGCGCGCAAGUACCGCUAGUUUUAAGCACAAUUUCACACAAAACAUGAUGUUCCGCAUUUAGAUAGAGCCAGGUUAGGCAAAGUUUGCGAGGUCGCGUAAGCGCAUGUUUGUAUGUUUUGAGAAUCGGUACGCAAUACAGUCAUGAAGUUUA